This is a messenger RNA of Polistes canadensis, 1329 nucleotides long. RefSeq lists its product as uncharacterized. Bases 232 to 1206 code for a protein of 324 amino acids. NCBI's taxonomy places the organism in Eukaryota, Metazoa, Arthropoda, Insecta, Hymenoptera, Vespidae. The record is from RefSeq and is a predicted model, not a curated record. The transcript is spliced from 4 exons.
UAUUCGCUCUCUUCCGUUUCAAUCACCGAGCGAGACACACGGGUACUCACGAGCAGUAAACAAAGACGUGAAAAACUAGUCACUACUUCCUUUUUACUCUUUAAGAUUUUGUGAAUUAGUUAUUUCCGAAUAUAAUUGAACACGCUACAGGAUUUGUGGCAGCAAUUAAAAUAGCUCUACACUAAUCUUGUCUAUCCUACAAGUUACUCAUUGAACUCCUAUCAAGACAUUAUGGACUCCAUCAAAAAAGUUAGAAGAUCAGAAGGGCCAAGAACCAAACAAGCCCAACCAAAAUCCCCUAGUGACAAAAGCCCUCCUUCCAAAGUUCCAUCAAGGGAUUUGUCUCCUAAAGAUAACCUAUUAGAUGAUCCUAUCUCUGUCCAGAUUCCUGAAGAGUUGCCCUGUCAUAGACCAGACGAGUGCACUAGAGGCGUGACAAGAGGAUCCUCGAGAGAAAGACGCCUGAUUGCAGAAAUCCAAGAACCUGUCCCUAGUGACAGUGAUGAGUCUCUUGUAAAUCACCUAUCCCAUGUUGAAUCUGCUCCAAAACAGUAUAGAAUUGGGGACACAUUAUUGUAUUUUCUGCUCCAUCCUCACACCAUCCCACCUAAGACCUUCAAAUCCUCUAUGGAACUUUGGUGGAAUGAUAGAUGGGUUAGAUUAAUAGACCCUCCAGACUCCCUCACCCUUGCUCAUUUCUACCAUUGUAUACCUGACACGGCUACUAAUAUGGAGGCUAAAGAUGCCGUUACCAAAGCAGGCAGGAUGCUAUAUACAGCCCGGUUAAAAAGACAUGAUUUUAAGGCAGAUCCCAUCAGAUUUGCAAGAGAACAAGCAACUUUAUCUGUAGCUGGGUCAGGACAAUCGGCCAAACUAGAUUUGGAAAAGAAGAUAGCCAAGCUUGAUUUGGUUAUUAAUAAAUUUGAGGCUACAGCGGAGGCAUUUGUUGAUUCAUUAGUUGUAUUGCAGAGACUUAUUAAUAGGAAAGCAGAACUGUCCAGAUCUGCCAUAACAGAUGGGAUACAUAACUUUAAACACAUAAUGGAUAAAACUGUCAGUGGAUUUGAUGAUGUUCAAUGGACGCCUAUCGGACAACUUCGACCAAGAAGUCCUGAGCCAAGCACGUCUGCCGCUGUCAGAAGCGAACCACCACCUCCUAUGAAGUCUGAGCCCAAAACAAAAAGGGUGUACUCAAGACCUAAAUGACACUGUGGAUUACAAAACAAUCAUGUAAUAAAAGAUCCUAAAAGCUCCCUAAAGCCUUAUCUAAAGGCGAAUAAAACAUGAUAAUUUUUUUUGUACAUUUAGAAAGUAGUAUAUUUACUUUAU